UGCAGCCUAGCAGGUGCAUCUGGCUUCCCCGGGAAAACCAUGGAGUGGAAUCCGGAGAGGAAGAAAAGAAGCUCCGUGAGUAGCAGCAGCUGGGGCAACUCGAUCUGGAUGAGAUUCCAACGCCCACUUACAGGCUCCCCUGAGCGGCCAGUGGCAGUGUGGGGCAUGGCAGCAGUUUGGCAGCAAGUGUUGGCUGUAGAUGCACGGUACAACGCAUACCGCACCCCAACCUUCCCGCAAUUCCGCACACAGUACAUCCGCCGGCGCAGCCAGCUGCUGCGGGACAACGCUAAAGCCGGCUACGACCCCUCGCUCCGUAAGCAGUACCUGCGGCUGCGCGGCCAGCUCCUGGCCCAGCGCUACGGCCCCCUCUCAGAGCAGAGCAGCUUCCGUGCCUACAGCAACAGCAUUGUCCGAAGCAGUCGUACCACACUUGACCGCAUGGAGGAUUUUGAUGACGACCCAAGGGCACUGGGUGCCCGAGGCCACCGCCGCUCUGUCAGCCGAGGGUCCUACCAGUUGCAGGCGCAAAUGAACCGAGCUGUCUACGAUGAGAGACCCCCUGGCAGUGUUGUCCCCACUUCGGUGGCAGAGGCCAGCCGUGCAAUGGCUGGGGAUACCACCCUAAGUGAGAACUACGCUUUUGCUGGCAUGUACCAUAUAUUUGACCAGCACGUGGAUGAGGCUGUGCCCAAGGUUCAGUUUGCCAAUGAUGACAAACACCUAUUAGCCUGCUGUUCUCUGGAUGGUACCAUUUCUGUGUGCCAGCUAGUGCCAACUCCCCCUGUGGUGCUGCGGGUGCUGAAGGGACAUAGCCGUGGCGUGUCGGACUUUGCCUGGUCCCUCUCCAAUGACGUCAUUGUUUCCACUUCACUUGACGCCACUAUGCGCAUAUGGGCUACAGAGGAUGGCAAGUGCAUCCGGGAAAUUCCAGAUCCAGAUGCUUCUGAGCUGCUCUGCUGCACUUUCCAGCCCAUGAACAAUAAUCUCACGGUGGUGGGGAAUGGAAAGCACAACCUCCAUGUGGUGAACAUCUCAACAGGGAAAAAAGUGAAGGGUGGCUCGAGCAAGCUAACUGGCCGAGUGCUGUCUCUCUCCUUUGAUUCCCCUGGCCGUAUCCUCUGGGCAGGAGAUGACAAAGGCAGCAUAUUUUCUUUCCUCUUUGACAUGGCAACAGGAAAACUGACCAAGGCAAAACGGCUGAUAGUUAACGAGGGCAGUUCUAUCACCAGUAUCUCGGCCCGCUCUUGGAUCAGCAGAGAAGCACGGGACCCCUCCCUCCUCAUCAAUGCAUGUAUUAACAAGCUGCUGCUAUAUAGGGUAGUGGACAACGAAGGGACACUCCAGCUUAAGAGAAGUUUCCAGAUACAGCAGAGCUCACAUCCUGUCCGCAGCAUCUUCUGUCCCCUCAUGUCCUUCCGCCAGGGAGCAUGCAUUGUGACCGGCAGUGAGGAUAUGUGUGUCUACUUCUUUGACGUGGAGCGAGCUACCAAGGCUAUAGUCAACAAACUACAAGGUCAUAGUGCUGCUGUGUUGGAUGUCAGCUUUAACUGUGACGAAAGCCUCUUGGCAUCCAGUGAUGCCAAAGGCAUGGUUAUUGUCUGGAAAAGAGAACAGAAGUAGCAUUUCUCCCCUGAUGAGUGGAAAGAAGUACAGUUAGUCAACAUUGCUGAAGGAGACAGCUUGGGUGAAAGUCAGGAACCCUAAAGACCCUUUGUCCUCCUCUUGCUGGUCGUUUUAUUUAUAUCUUCUACAGCUAUGAACAUACUGAGAACAUAUUUACAGUGAACCAGCAUCCAUUUAUUCCCAGGUUUUCAAUUAGUGGGAUUUUGUAUACCAGACAAAGGAUGCAGGUUAUCCUGUGAGACGUUUGGCUUACUUCUAUUGUGGUUUAUGUGUUAGAUGUCCAAGUUGCUGUCAGCUGUAAUCAACAGGACACAAUGUAUGCCAAAAGUGAAGGUGGUAAACAAUGCUGCAGAGCCUCUCUGCCAACUGGCAGCAUAGGAUUUGGGACUACAUGGGUUAUUUGCCUCAUGAGCAUGGAAUUUAGUGGCCCUAGCUCCCAUUUAGUAGUAGCUUGCUCCUUGCUGCUGCAUAACUACUGUACUUUGCUGUUGCAAUGGUCCAUUCCUUCCUGGAAAUACCAAGGACAUCAAACUCCAGAAAGCGACAUCUUCUCUUUGCCUCCUUCAAGUGCCAGACUGAGCCAUCAACUUGGAAGGAUCAGCCUGCUUUAUUAGUGUGCCUGUUGGACAUGUGAACUUCUGCAGCUACAACUUUGUGGACAGAUUCCCCUCCAACAUGAAAAAUCUUGCAGCUCAUGUCUACAUUGGGCUCUUAAUUCUGGCAUGUUUUUCAGAAGCAGCUACCAGUGAUGAAAUGUCUUCCUAUUACA
Zootoca vivipara (common lizard) is the source of this 2395-nucleotide messenger RNA. RefSeq names its product WD repeat domain 13 (gene WDR13). Gene Ontology annotation, molecular function: protein binding; promoter-specific chromatin binding. Gene Ontology annotation, cellular component: nucleus. NCBI's taxonomy places the organism in Eukaryota, Metazoa, Chordata, Lepidosauria, Squamata, Lacertidae. The record is from RefSeq and is a predicted model, not a curated record.